AUGGCAGAGGGAAAUUCUCAUUCAAACAAUUUGGUAGAAGAAAAUGGAGCUUCAGAGCUCCAAAGUCAUGUGGAAGGGGUAGUUGACCUUUCUCCACCAUCACACACACAGGGAGAUGACAUUAAAGCUUCAAAGAAGAAAAAGAAGAAAGCUAAAAGCAAGAAAAAGAAAGAACCUCUACAGCAGACUGAUCCACCAUCAAUUUCUGUUGUCGACCUUUUUCCAUCUGGAGAAUUCCCUGAAGGUGAAAUUCAGCAGUACAAAGACGAUAAUCUAUGGAGAACCACAUCAGAGGAGAAGAGAGAACUGGAGCGCCUUCAGAAACCAUUAUAUAAUUCGGUUCGUCGAGCAGCAGAAGUUCAUCGCCAGGUUCGCAAAUAUAUGAAAAACAUUAUAAAACCUGGAAUGCUAAUGAUUGACUUAUGCGAAACAUUGGAGAACACAGUUCGUAAGCUAAUAUCAGAGGAUGGCCUUCAAGCAGGCAUUGCUUUCCCCACAGGAUGCUCUUUAAAUUGGGUUGCUGCUCAUUGGACCCCAAAUUCAGGGGAUAAGACUAUACUUCAGUAUGAUGAUGUGAUGAAGUUGGAUUUUGGCACCCAUGUAGAUGGAUACAUAGUUGACAGUGCUUUUACUGUGGCAUUCAACCCAAUGUUCGAUCCACUGCUUGAAGCCUCUCGUGAAGCAACCAAUACUGGUAUUAAGGAAGCUGGAAUCGAUGUGCGCCUUUGUGAUGUUGGUGCCGCAAUUCAAGAGGUCAUGGAGUCCUACGAAGUUGAGAUUAACGGGAAGGUGUAUCAAGUUAAGAGUAUACGGAAUUUGAAUGGACAUAGCAUUGGCCGCUACCAAAUUCAUGCUGAAAAAUCUGUUCCCAUUGUGAAAGGAGGGGAGCAGACAAAGAUGGAAGAGGGUGAAUUUUUUGCUAUUGAAACCUUUGCUUCAACUGGGAAAGGAUACGUGCGAGAAGACCUGGAGUGGAGCCACUACAUGAAAAUUUUUGAUGUGGGCCAUAUCCCACUGAGAUUGCCUAGAGCGAAGCAACUGUUAGCAACUAUAAACAAGAAUUUCUCUACAUUGGCUUUUUGUAGGCGGUAUUUAGAUCGCCUAGGAGAGACCAAAUACUUAAUGGCACUAAAGAAUCUGUGUGACUCUGGCAUUGUUCAGCCUUGUCCUCCUCUGUGUGACGUUAAAGGAAGCUAUGUAUCACAAUUUGAACAUACAAUCUUACUCCGACCAACAUGCAAAGAAGUUAUAUCAAAGGGUGAUGAUUACUAAUGCGGA
Messenger RNA from Abrus precatorius (Indian licorice), 1278 nucleotides. RefSeq names its product methionine aminopeptidase 2B-like. Gene Ontology annotation, molecular function: metalloaminopeptidase activity. Gene Ontology annotation, biological process: proteolysis. NCBI's taxonomy places the organism in Eukaryota, Viridiplantae, Streptophyta, Magnoliopsida, Fabales, Fabaceae. The transcript is spliced from 11 exons. Bases 1 to 1272 code for a protein of 423 amino acids. The record is from RefSeq and is a predicted model, not a curated record.